Messenger RNA from Ruditapes philippinarum (Manila clam), 6998 nucleotides. Its product is annotated as DNA repair protein RAD50-like. Lineage: Eukaryota; Metazoa; Mollusca; Bivalvia; Venerida; Veneridae. The coding region runs from base 369 to 3983 and encodes 1204 amino acids. The record is from RefSeq and is a predicted model, not a curated record. Gene Ontology annotation, cellular component: nucleus; condensed nuclear chromosome; Mre11 complex. The transcript is spliced from 38 exons. Gene Ontology annotation, biological process: double-strand break repair; telomere maintenance via recombination; telomere maintenance via telomerase. Gene Ontology annotation, molecular function: ATP hydrolysis activity; G-quadruplex DNA binding; single-stranded telomeric DNA binding.
UAAAAAAGGGAGUUAACUUUGAUCAAACUUAAUUAUGGCAUAGCUUGUACACCAUACUUUGAAUGAGAACUACUUUGUAAACAAAUGUUUUAUCAAAAAAUGUUAUUCAAGUGAUUGAAAAAGAUAUCAUUUUAUCAUCUUUUGCAAUGGAUUUAUUUUGAAAUUUCUUCAAGACUUCAUAAAACAAGCAGUGGACUUUAUCUUUUGUAAAAAUUAAAGAAGGAAUUAAUUUUUUCAAGACUUCAUAAAACAAGCAGUGGACUUUAUCUUUUGUAAAAAUUAAAGCAAACAAAAUCUUUGAUAUCACAACAAACAGAUAUUUUGAAAUUCCAUGUGUAGGUGAUCUCAGAUUGUUAAAGAAAACAAACAUGUCAACCAUUGAGGAGAUGAAGAUCCAAGGGAUCCGGAGCUUCAGUCCUGAGGAAAAACAAACUAUUCAUUUCAACAAGCCUCUUACAUUGAUAUUGGGGCCCAAUGGGACAGGGAAAACUACUAUUAUUGAGUGUUUGAAGUAUAUGACUACAGGUGUCAUGCCACCAGGCGCCACAAAAGGAGGAGCAUUUAUACAUGAUCCCAAGAUUGCUCAUGAGAGUGAGGUCAGAGGUCAAGUGAGGUUACAGUUGCGUGACAUAUCACAAAAACUAGUUAUUGUACAGAGGUCAUUAACAGCUACACAAAAGGCAAAGAAGGUAGAAAUGAGGACAUUGGAUAAUUUUAUAACUUGGUUGGAUGCUGCUGGUGAAAAACAGAGUAUGAACCCUAAAUGUGCUGAUCUUGACAGACAGAUGAUUACCUCCCUUGGCGUGUCAAAGCCAGUUCUAGAGAAUGUGAUAUUUUGUCACCAGGAGGAGGCUAACUGGCCAUUAAGUGAAGGCAAGCAGUUGAAGGAAAAGUUUGAUGCAAUAUUUGCUUCAACAAGAUAUGUGAAAGCUCUAGACAGCAUUAAGAAAACUAAGAAAGAUCAGGAUGAUAAGAUAAAGAUGUACAGAAGUGAUAUUCAGUAUUUGAUACAACAUAAAGAAAAGGCUCACCAGCUUGAGUGUGAUUUAGCAGAACAAGAAGAUAAACUAAAGGUUUCCAAAAAAUCAGUGAACGAAGUAAACAGUCAGCUGAAACCCAGGAAGGAUAAGAUGAAAAAAAUAGAUGAACAGUAUGCCGAAAUACUUGGAAUCCAGAAGGAGAUCACACAGUAUGGCAUUGAGAAAAAACAGAUUGAGAAACAAGUGGGGGAACUACAGAACCAGAUAGAAAAUAAAUUCCAAGGAACUGAUGACGAGUUGAAGAGUAUGCUGUCAGAUUUUGAAGAUAAAUUGAAGGAAAGAGAGAGAACCUUAGAGGAGUUUGAAGACAGGCAGAAAAUGUUAAGUAAACAAUCAGAAAAGUUAGACAAGGAGAAGUCUGCUAUACUGGUAGAAGUAGGAAGACUUCAACAAGAGGCUGAGAGACAAGAAGAAAACGUUUCAAAAAGAGAUGCUCUGAUCAAGCAGUUUGCAGAUGAAUACAGUUUUAAAGAUUUGUCAGGGGCCUUAACUGAUGAGAAAUACAAAUUGUUCUUAAAGAGUAUGCAACGUAAACUUGAGGCUAUGGUAGAAGAAACUAGACAGACAAAGACAGAUUUUGAGGAGAGAGAGGAAGAGAUACAACAGAAGAUUGAUGAACUAAGAGACAAGAAGACUAAACUUGAACAAAAUGAUAAAAUCAAGAGGGAAAUGAUGUCUAGUGCCCAGGCUGAACUUGACAUUCUGAAGAAAGAUAAAGCUUCCAAAGAGGAAAAUAUUAGAAUAUUAAAUAUUUUUUACAGCAAUCAAAAUGAGGAUGUAAAGAAAUGUUCAGGUAAGAUGAACCAGAUAAAAAAUACAAUGUCAAAGAUGGAGACAGAGAGAAAAAUGGGCAUGGAACAACUGAAAAAGAAGGAGGCAGAACUUAAAGGACUUGAAGAAAGGGUAUACAAUGUGUGUGGAAGUCAGAAUUUUGAUGAAGGACUCUCAACCAUUCAGGAAAGAAUGGAGAAAGUCAGAGAUCAACAUGGGUCAUUAGUUGGUGAACAACAUUUCUACAUGAAAUAUGCGAAGGAUUUAGAGAAAGAUGAUCCAUGUUGUCCAUUAUGUCACAGAGGCUUUGAUACACAACAAGAUGUUCGUGAACUUGUGCUAGAGUUAAAGGAUCAGUUAAGGAUGGUACCCAGCAAGUUAAAGACAGCUGAAAAAGAGAUUGAUGAAUGUCAAGAGAAAUAUGAUGCUCUGAUGCAGCUUAAACCUCUCCGAGAAAAUAUGGAGAAACUAGAAAAGUUAGAGAUACCAGACCUGAAGUCAAGUUUAAAGAAGACAGAAGAUGAGAUACAUAAACAGAAAGAGGACCUUACCAAAAUAGAGGAAGAAUUGAAGAUAAAAGAAGAUGAUGAAGCUAUGGCUAAACAAAUACAACCAGAUAUUGUUAUGAUGGACAGAUACUUUGGUGACGUAUCGGAACUAGACAAGAAAAUUGCUAUGCAAGCAGCUAAACUUUCAGGGGGAGAUUCUGGGAGGACUGUUCAGAUGGUCAUUGAUGAGAAGGAGGAUUUGCAGGACAAAGUAGAUUCAUCUACAAAGAGUUUGGAUCAUAAGCGUCAGAAGUUGGCUGACCACUCUGAACAGAUACAACUGGAAGAAGAUAAAGGAAAUCUAGAGUCAGAGAAUACUAUGCAUGAACACGAUAUAAAGGAUACAGCAGAAAAGUUGAGACUCAUACAAGUAAGUUUGUGUCUGUCUCAUGUAAGUUUUUGUUAUACCCCUACCACAUACAAUAGUAAAUUGGACAGAUUCGGAACGGAAAAAGAAGAUUUGAUAAAAAAGAAAGAGGAAAAGCUAGAAACUGCAAAAGCAGCGGUUGAAAUAGUGAAGGGCCAUGCUAGUAAAGUGGAAAAUAUUAACCAGGAUAUUGAAAGUUAUAACCAGUCUGGGAAAGCGAGCAAAUUAGAAGAGAACCAGGCUGACAAGGAGAGAAAAGAGAAAAAAAUGGUCACCAUUGAAGAAGAGCUGAAAGAUAUUGUUACCAAUAUUGACAAAUGGAGAAAAGAUCUUUCUACCCAAAAGGUACAAGAACUUGAUCUUCAGAAUAAUCUGAAUUUGAGAAAUAAACAGAAAGAGAUAGAAAAGAUCAGUAAAAAGAUUGUUGACCUGGAGAGUAAACUUAAAGAUUUAGAUGUGGCUGAACUAGACAGGGAACGGAGAUGUCUACACCAAGAAAAGGAAAAUCUAAAAAAAACAGUUUCUUAUUCAAUCCAGCGGUAUACCACGGAAGGCCGUCAGACAGAAUUGGAGAAUCAGAUUAGAGCUGUGAAGGAGGAGUUACAAACAGACAUGUAUAAAGGAGCGGAGGAGAAAUAUCGUAACAAGAUAAUUGACCUUACAACAACAGAACUGGCCAAUGAAGAUUUAGAGAAAUAUGAACAUGCACUAGAUAAGGCUAUCAUGAAAUACCACAAAAUGAAGAUGUCAGAGAUAAACAAAAUUAUCCGAGACCUGUGGAGACAGACAUACAGGGGUCAAGACAUAGAAACUAUAGAGAUACGUUCAGAUGAGGAUGAUUCCACGGCCAUAAAUACACGUAAGACGUAUAACUAUCGUGUUGUGAUGAUCAAACCUGGGGAUGCUGUGAUAGACAUGAGGGGGAGAUGUAGUGCUGGACAAAAGGUACUGGCAUCGUUGAUAAUACGCCUGGCCCUGGCAGAGACAUUCUGUUUAAACUGCGGAAUUUUAGCACUAGAUGAACCCACAACCAAUCUGGAUAGAGAAAAUAUUGAAAGUUUAGCUGAUGCACUAGUGGAGAUCAUUAAAGGACGUAUUCACCAAAGAAACUUUCAGCUGGUAAUCAUUACCCACAAUGAAGGUUUUGUUGAGUUACUGGGUAGAUCAGAAUAUGUAGACUAUUUCUACAAAGUCAGUAAAGAUCAAAAUGGUUAUUCAAGGCUGACCAAAGCUGAGGUUGCAGAACUGAGCAGCUAAGGUCCUUGAAGAAUAAAAAAAUAAACAUUGAAAAAAUUGACCAAAAAUAAAUUGUUAUGAUUGACAUUUGUAAAGUUUAUUGAAUAUGACUGUUGAUUUUUAUUUUCAACAAGCCUGCAUGUGUUUACAAGUGUAUAAAAUGCCAUUUGAAUGUGUUCAUGUUGUUAUAAUUCAUUUGCAUUUUGUUUUUAUUUGUUUUUUAUAAGACGAACGCUUGAAGAUGUAAGCCUAUAGAUCAGUGAGCAAAUUUCCAAAAAAAAACUAGAGGGCAAGAUAUGAUUGAAUUCCUAAUUGUUGUACUAUUUUUCUACAUGUUUAGUGAUGGAGUAAGGACUUUGUUUGCAUUUUUUAUACCCCCUGCACAUAAUGUGAAGGGGGCAAUACUUGUUUUACUUUGUUGCAUUGGUCAAGUUGUUGUUUUGUCCGUCAACAUCUGUCAGCUGUAUAACUUAUACUCCUUAAGAUGACAUUAUGCCCAUCCAAGUGUCAAUGGUGAGUGCACAGGUAAAAGUCAAAAUACCUUUACAUUUUGCCAUUAUUGUGUUCAAAUUUAUAUUUUACUAUGCAAAAUAAUAAUCUAUGUGACCCACAGACAUUAAUUAAUAUGAAAGUAAAAUUAUGAAAGCAUACAUGUGAACUCUCCCACUUUUAGCGGGAAACUCCCACUUUCUGCAGCCAUAUUUUCAAAGAUUUUUCUUAAAAUAUGGUGUAUUUUCACAAAUUAAAGAAAUCUCCCUCUUUUUGAUAUCAGAACUUUCUUCUUUGUUUAUAGCAAAUUCUAAAAUCUUCCUCUUUUUGAAGAAAAAUCUCCCACUUGAUCAUCGAAAAAAAGUUCACAUGUAUGUGAAAGUAAUAAAAAAAACAAUUCAAUUUACAUGGUAUUAGAUGCAUGUUAAUUUUUAAUGAAAAUUAUGUUACAGAUUUUGUUGUUUUGCCUCAUAGUGAUGUUUUUUUUUUGUUAGUGGUGCUAAAAUUUCAUUUAUUUUGUUCAUUGAUUAUAAGCAUUUAUUAUACAAUUAUAUACCUACUAUCUUUGCAAAUAAAUCUACAACUCUAUGUUCACCUUUCACAUCUAAAAUUAUUACUUCUGUGCCAGUGAUAUUGUUUUGCUGUUGGUAAAAUCAGAGGGAUUUCCUUGUUACCAGGAAUAUUAAAUGCCAAUUAUGAGAUGAUAUCCCAAUGUAUUUUUUCUUUUCUUUUAAACUGCAUACAGUACAUAUUUACUAAUAUGUCUUAAUGACAGCCUCUUGAAAAAAAAUAUAUGCAUACAAUGUAAAAAGAUUGUCAAAAAAGAACAUUUUGUUAAAGCUCAAUGAUAAAGUUUUUUCUUUGUUAUCUAUAAUAAGGAAUGAGACAAAAUAAUUUACCAUUACAUUAUAAAAUUACAUGUACAUAUUAUACAUGUACUUGGGUGCAUGGCACUAUGUACAUGUAUGUUGGAACUUCUUCUAAGAACAGUUUUAUCAAAUAGACAUGCAGUACACAAAGAGGAUGGACAAUGUAUGAUAUAUAUUCAUUUAUUAUAAACGUAUAAAUAAAAGAUUGAGACAAAUGAGGUUUUUUAGCUCACCUGUCACAAAGUGACAGGGUGAGCUUUUGUGAUUGCUUUUCGUCCGGCGUCCGUCCGUAAACUUUUACUUUAAAUGACAUCUCCUCAUAAACCACUAAGCCAAUUUCAUCCAAACUUCACAGGGAUGUUCCUUUGGUGGUCACCUUUAAAAAUUGUUCAAAAAAUUUAAUUCCAUGCAGAACUCUGGUUGCCAUGGCAACCGAAAGAAAAAUCUUUAAAUAUCUUCUUUUAAAAAACCCUGAGAGCUAGAGCUUAGAUAUUUGGCAUGAAGCAUCUUCUAGUUAGUGUCUACCAAGUUUGUUCAAAUAAAAGUCCUGGGAUCAAAAUUGGCCCCGCCCCAGGGGGUCAUUGAUUUUCCCUAUGUACAUAUAGUAAAAACUUAAAAAAUCUUCUUUUAAAGAACCCAAAGAGCUAGAGCAAAAAUGUUUAGCAUGAAACAUGUUCUGAUGAGUGUCUACCAAGUUUGUUCAAAUAAAAGCCCUGGGGUCAAAAUUGGCCCCGCCCCAAGGGGUUAUUGAUUUUCCUUAUUUGUGUAUAGCAAAAACUUAAAAAUAUUCUUUGAAAAAAUCCAAAUAGCUAGAGUUUAGAUAUUAAGCAUGAAACAUCUUCUAGUAAGUGACUACAAAGUUUGUUCAAAUAAAAGCCCAGGGGUCAAACUGGCCCCGCCCCUGGGGUGUCAAUGUUUUUAACUAUAUUUGUUUAGUAAAAACAUAAAAAUCUUCUCUUAAAAAACCCAAUGAGCUAGAGCUUAGAUAUUUAGCAUGAAACAUCUUCUUAUGGUUGUCUACUAAGUUUGUUUAAAUAAAAGCCCUUGGGUUAAAAUUGGCACUGGCAGGGGGGGGGCUGGUCAUUGUUUUACAUUAUAUGUGCGUUGUGUAUUAAAAACUAACAUUAAUGGGUGUCUUCCAAGUUUGUUCACAUAAAAGCCCUGUAGUUUAAACUGGCCCCGCUCCGGGGGCCUAUAUACAGGUGAGCGACCUCAGGGCCAUCAUGGUUUCUAUAAAUACAGGAUUUAUUUUCAUUUUGUGGUAUGAAAAUUAUUAUAUUUCACUCUUAGCUACCACAACUCAUGAAAUAUUUAUUUUAAAGUAAAUCCAGUAUUUAUAGAAAAAAAAUGAAUAUCCUCAAUUUCUGUAAUAUAUCCAUAUGUAGGCACAAUUUUAAUACAAAAAAGUAUUGAUUUCUUUUCUAAAUAUAGAAAGGAAUUUCCUUUUGAAAUAUUUAAAUCGUAAGAUUUUUCACACCAUUUGGUGAAGUAUUAUCCAUUUAUCAGGAUUUAAAUAGUUUAUUUGAUUAUUGUAAUGAAGUGUUGAUAAGUGAUCUGACUGUUGUGAUUGCUCCAUAUUUUUCAUGACAUCAUUUUGUUAAAGAAUAUUUUCAUACUUUUGUACAUAAAUUUUGUUACUUGUUUUGAUGUUUACCGAAAUAAAUAUGUUGAAAUAUCA